Molecule: messenger RNA, 546 nt
Organism: Aspergillus alliaceus
Lineage: Eukaryota; Fungi; Ascomycota; Eurotiomycetes; Eurotiales; Aspergillaceae
Product: KxDL motif-containing protein
Exons: 3
Coding region: 1-546 (181 amino acids)
Biological process (GO): endosome organization; regulation of protein localization
Cellular component (GO): endosome; BLOC-1 complex
Source: RefSeq, a predicted model, not a curated record
AUGGCGACUCAGCACUACCAGGCCCCUCCUCUUCCUAUCAACGUUCCCUCUAAGGCACCGACCUCUGCCAAUCUCUAUCCCAUCAGCCGCGUUUCGGGAUCGCCGCCAGAUGUGUCUGAUACUAGCACCACGGCGGGAAGUCGCACCUCCGCUGGCUUUAGCUACAGCUCAGGGAGCAUCAGCGGCGACUACGAGUCAAGCUCUGCGUCGUAUUCUGGUGUCGAUGUUGUCGAGGUUUUGUGUGACCGCAUGCAGAAUGUGUUUGAUCCUACGCCCUUGGACAAAGGGUUGGCAAGACAGGCACAAGCCUCCGGUCAGCUAAACGCCAAACAACGAGAGCUUCUUGAAUUGCAAGCUCUUGCCCAGCGACGACUGCAGGGGGCCCGUUCCAACUUCUCUGACGGCAUCAAAGUAGCUCGAGAGACUAAACGAGAUCUUGAAUGGACUCAAAAGCGCGUGAGUGCACUGAAGGCAAAAGCCGAGGCUGUUCAUCCCGAGGAAUACCGACGAGCGACGAAGAAAUACACCUAUAAUGAUGAAUACUGA